UGCGAUAAUAAGAUGCCGCAAAGAAGGAGAAAGAGGCAAACAUCCCGCCGGGCGGCGAGAUCUCCCACACCUUCGGGCCUGAGACCUCCGCGUCUCUCAUCGCUUCUGUUUCCCCUCAUGGUGCUGUGCUGUCUGUUGCCUCUAGCAGCGCUGGCAUCGCAAGGAGACCGAUCUUUCGAAUACAAGCGCUGCGUUGCUUCGUGUACAGCAGACGUCUGCGGGCAUCAAGCAGCAGAUAUGAUGGCUCCUGAUGGCGACGGCAUGGUUGCGCCUCUGAGGCUACCAUGGGUUCUGCGUAUGACGUUCUGGACAUGCAAGGAUGACUGCUCCUACCACUGUACCCACCGCGUCACAAACGACGCUUUCGCCACGGUCAAGGCGAUCAAGAAGGAGGCUAAAGCAGCAAUCUGGGCAGAGGUGGAGCAGGCGACCAAGGCGGGUGGAGCUGGAGCUAGUAGGAACGAUGUCAAUGAGCGUAUCAGGGCAAAGGUGGACAGUCGCCUCGCUCGCCUAAAGCCAGUGCAAAAGCAAAUGGUCCAGUACCACGGCAAGUGGGUCUUUAUCCGUUUCCUAGGGGCUCAAGAACCACUGAGCGUACUCUUCAGCUUGGCCAAUCUAGCUGUGCAUCUCAAAUACAUCCCGAUCUUGAGGGUAAAGCUGCCGGACGUCUUCCCGCUCAAGAUCGUCUAUUUGGCACACGCUUUCAUCAGCGCCAAUGCUUGGGUUUGGUCCUCUGUCUUUCACGCAAGGGACAAGCCAUUCACAGAGAAGCUGGACUACUUCUCAGCAGGCGCAGCUAUACUGUCUGGCUUCUUCUUCACGAUAUCAAGGCUCUACAGGCUCAGCCCUGGCAACCCGCGAUUCUCGAUCUUCCUCAAGAUCUGCUCAGGCGCCUUGCUCCUGCACAUCCUCUACCUCUGCAUUAUCCCGAGGUUCGACUACUCAUACAACAUGGCAGUCAAUGUAACCCUCGCAUUGGGCCACAACGUCUUAUGGCUCGCCUAUUCGUUCUUUCCAGGCAUGUUCCCAGACGGAUCGUCAGACCCUUACAGAGCAACCAGGACUGCCCUGCGGACUACAAAGCAGAAUGCCUCAGGGCUGAGCACCCCUACGAAGGGCUCGCCCCCUGCGCCUGUUUUAGCAAGAUUCAACCUACCGUCCACAUCCAAGAAGGCCAGAAGGCGCUUGCGUCUCAUUGUUCUGCUUCUCACGCUCGCAGCCGGCUUAGAGCUUCUAGACUUCCCGCCUCUGGGCAGAGCUCUUGAUGCCCAUGCUCUGUGGCAUCUGAGUACCGUACCAAUUUCCCUGAUGUGGUACGAGUGGAUGGUCAGAGAUGCGCAGGAAUGUGUCUCUUCCGGCUACUGGAUCGGCGAUCCCCUCGAGUCUUCUGGCAGAGGCGUGAGCCGGCCCGUCCUGGGAGCACUUGGGAAAGCGACGGAGUGGGCAAAGACUCGAGCUGGGCCCAUCGGAGCUCACCUGGAGAGAAAUACUGGCAGUCUAGAGCUGGCUGCUCUCACUGAGCGCCUGUCGGGACUGGCAGGCAAAGCUGGUCUC
Microstroma glucosiphilum is the source of this 1554-nucleotide messenger RNA. RefSeq names its product Per1-domain-containing protein. NCBI's taxonomy places the organism in Eukaryota, Fungi, Basidiomycota, Exobasidiomycetes, Microstromatales, Microstromataceae. The record is from RefSeq and is a predicted model, not a curated record. The annotation marks the transcript as partial. Gene Ontology annotation, biological process: GPI anchor biosynthetic process. Gene Ontology annotation, cellular component: endoplasmic reticulum membrane. The transcript has a single exon. Gene Ontology annotation, molecular function: hydrolase activity, acting on ester bonds.